UACAAGCUAUAGAUCUGAAACUUUGUAGUUAUGUAGUACUAAGCAUGUCCAAUAAUCUGCCAAAGUUUCAAAGAUUUUGCAUAUUGUUGAACGUGAGAACAAUAAAUUUUAAAAUCGUUUCAAAACUUCUGGAACACCCUUUAUAUUUUACGUAUUUAACAUUAUUUAAAGUAAAUUUUUUUCUAGAGGAUAAAAUAAUUCUAUCAACGAAUUAUUCAAUUGUAUAUUAAAUAAUGAAAUAUUUUCAUUUUGUCUUAUUAUGGUUUGAUAAUUAGUUGUAUUCUAUCGACAUUAUCAAUUCGAUUUGGAACAUAUAAUAUUCAAUCAGGUAGUCAUUUUGCACAUGUUUAUAAUUUAACAGAAACUGCUGAAACUAUUAAUCAACUUGAUGUUGAUAUUAUUGCUUUACAAGAAGUUGAUAAUUUUACAGACCGUCAUCUAAUCGAUCAAACAUUAUACAUUGCUCAAUAUAAUAAAAUACAAUCGUUUGAAUAUUUUCAUUUCGAAAAAAUGAGAAAUUUUCAAAAUGGUGGUUAUGGAAUAUCAAUAUUAUCAAAGCAAACAUCAAUAAAACGUUUAUUUACAUAUCAUUAUAAUAAUACAACAGCUGAACAAUGUGUAAUACCAAAAGAAGGCGAUUAUUGUCAAGGUUUUAUAUUGAUUGAAAUUCCAUUUAAAUAUCAAGAUAAUAUUGAUUUAUCUAUUUAUUUUGGUACAACUCAUUUAGGUAUUGGUUUAAAUGGUUUACAACAAUUCAAUGAAGUUAAACAAAUAGUUCAAUGGAUGUCUGAUAAUAUAAUAAAUAUUAAUUCUUCCAAUAUGAAUGGUUAUACAUUUGAAUCAUUACGUCCAUCUAAACGAAUUAAUUAUAUAUUUAUGUUGAAAAGUCAAAACUUUCCUGAACAAAUAAAAUUCAAUUGUAAAAUUCAAGUCGUUCCAACAUUAUCAUCAGAUCACAGACCAGUUGUAUUAAAUUUUAAUUUAUUGUAA
Rotaria sordida is the source of this 990-nucleotide messenger RNA. Lineage: Eukaryota; Metazoa; Rotifera; Eurotatoria; Philodinida; Philodinidae. The record is from the annotation of a GenBank genome assembly.